UAAGAGAGUCCGACUUCAUAGACAUGGACAUUAUGCACGUUUAAGUGGAGGUCUGGCAUGGAUGCACCGUUUCUUGACUGGAAUUUCAAUUUGACGUAAACUCAAAACUGGAACUGACAGAUAAGAUACAACACACAAGAAGAAUUUACAGAUAAACAAUCAGGCAAUAUGAUGGAUGAGUGUUUUCAUGAAAAAGAUUACCUCGUGUCACGACGUAUCUACUCAAACCGGGUCUUUGACCAGGUCCAUGAGAGACGAGACCAAGAGAUCCAGAGUUUACGAGAACAGCUGAGCAGAACCUGUGGAUGCACUGAUAAAUGGGCUGUUCAGAAGAUAAAGGGGCUUCUGCCAAUUCUAGAUUGGCUACCUAAAUACCCAGUCAAGCAAUGGUUACCCAGUGAUGUUGUCUCUGGGGUCACCACAGGCCUAGUAUGCUGUUUACAAGGUGUAGCUUAUGCAUUGCUGGCCUCUGUAGCACCAGUCUAUGGACUCUACUCUGCGUUUUUUCCAAUUCUCACAUACUUUGUGCUGGGAACAUCCAGACACAUUUCUGUGGGUCCAUUCCCUGUCACCUGUCUGAUGGUGGGCUCUGUGGUUUUGACCUUAGCGCCCGAUGAGCACUUUCUGCGUUCAGUGAACAUAACUGCUGUGAAUGAGACAGUGACAGAUGAAAGGUUAAUGGAGGUGGAUGUAGAGGCCAGAGAGGCCCAGAGAAUCAUGGUGGCUUGUACUAUGACAGUGUUGGUUGGAUUAUUCCAGGUGGCUAUGGGGCUGAUGCAGGUGGGCUUUCUAGUCAGGUAUCUCUCAGACCCACUGGUAGGCGGCUUCACCACUGCUGCUGCCUUUCAUGUCUUCAUAUCUCAGAUUAAAACCAUCCUGUCUGUUCCUACCCACAACCAUAAUGGAUUCUUCUCCAUUGCUUAUACUCUCAUUGAUGUAGGCAGGAAUAUCAACCAAACAAACAUUGCAGACCUGAUCGCUGGAUUACUAACAAUCUUCAUUGUUAUGGUUGUGAAAGAGAUCAACACAAAAUUUCAGCAUAAAAUCCCAGUGCCGAUUCCCAUAGAAGUGAUUGUGACAGUGAUAGCUUCUGCAAUCUCUCAUGUGAUGGACCUGAACUCCCAGUACGGCGCCAGCAUUGUCCACAGUCUCCCCAGGGGGUUUGCACCGGCACAGCCACCAAAUAUAGCACUUAUCGGGAGUAUUUUGGGCUCUAGUUUUUCCACAGCCGUGGUUGGUUAUGCAGUAGCAGUCUCAGUGGCAAAAGUCUAUGCGGCAAAACAUGAUUACACAGUUGAUGGCAACCAGGAGCUGAUAGCUUUUGGCGUCAGCAACAUUUUUGGAGGAUGUUUAUCAAGCUUUGUGGCCAGCACUGCACUGUCACGGACCGCAGUACAGGAAAGCACAGGGGGGAAGAGCCAGGUUGCUGGUAUCAUCUCAGCUCUGAUGGUGAUGAUAGUGAUCUUGGCACUUGGGCCCUUUCUUCAGCCUCUGCAAAAGUCAGUGCUAGCUGGCAUUGUUAUAGCCAACCUGAAAGGUAUGUUCAUGCAGAUCUCUGAAGUGCCUGUACUCUGGAGACAAAACAGAACAGACUGUCUCAUCUGGAUAGCUACUUGCCUGGCAUCCAUUGCACUGGGUUUAGAUGUGGGCCUGCUGGCUGGUCUGGUGUUUGAGAUGGGCACAGUGGUGGUCAGAACACAGUUCCCUUCUUGUGCCACCCUUGGAAAUGUCCCAAACACUGAUAUCUACAAAAACAUGAAAGACUACAAAAAUAUUGAUGAAAUUCCUGGAAUUAAGAUAUUCAAGUGUAAAUCACCCAUUUAUUUUGCAAAUAUUGAUUACUUCAAAGAAAAGUUGAGAGAUGAGGUGGGGUUUGAUGCAGUGCGGGUGUUCAAGAAAAGAAACAAAGCUUUGAAAAAGAUUCACAAGCUCAUUAAAAAAGGAAAACUACAAGCUACAGAGGAUGGUUUGGUACCAGUUGCCUCACUGGGAGUAGAAAACAAAGCCUUUGAAAAUGAGCAGAGUCCUGAGCUGGAGGAGGGUGCGUCUCAGCAAGAUUCAGAGGUGAAGGUCCAGGUAGAUUGGACGUCAGAGCUGCCUGUCGGUGUGUCAGUACCCAGGGUCCAUAUUCACAGCCUGGUUGUGGACUUCUCAGCCGUCUCAUUCCUGGAUGUGGUAGCAGCCAAGUCCCUAAAACUGGUCGUAAAGGAAUUCAUACGAAUUGGGGUUAGCGUCUAUAUCGCAGGCUGUGACGGUGAGCUUGUCAGGAGAAUGGAGGCCCUGUCCUUCUUUGACGAGGAGGUUACCAGAGACCUUCUCUUCCUCUCGGUCCAUGACGCCAUUCUCUUCAUCCAGCUGGAAACCUCCAGUGGAAAUGAACAGGAUUCAUUAGCUGAGAAGAUUUCAAAGUUGCAAGAUGACAAAGAGCCACUUCCUUUUACCGAAGAUGAGGACCUGAUUGAGACAUAUGACAACCAACACUUGCUCUACGGACGCACAAUGCUCCGACCCUCAACGCAGAAGUAUGCGGUGAACAGACCACUAUACUCAGAAGACACCUUUGAAGACGAACAUGCAAAAGUCUAUCGGAAACACAAGAGAUUACUGGACCAUUUUAUACAGUACUUCACUUGUACUUCAGAACGUGCAAAGAACGCUGCUAUUUCUCUGCUGCCUAUCAUUGGAUGGAUAAGGAUCUACCCGAUCAAAGAAUGGCUGUUAAAUGAUAUUGUGUCUGGCGUCAGCACUGGACUAGUUGCCGUCCUACAAGGACUAGCCUUCAGUUUACUGGCAUCCAUCUCUACCUGGUAUGGAUUGUAUGCUGCUUUUUUCCCAGUCAUCAUCUAUUUUUUUCUGGGCACCUCACGACACAUUUCAGUGGGAUCUUUCCCUGUAUUGAGUCUCAUGGUGGGGGCAGCAGUGACCAGAUUGGUGCCCGACGAGGGUCCUCCUGCCAACAUCACUGCGUUUGAGGGCCUGACGAAAGACGAACAGAGGAUCUUAGUGUCUGCCUCCCUCACUGUCCUAGUGGGUUUAUUCCAGCUUGGUAUGGGGCUGCUGCAGGUGGGAUUCAUUGUCAUGUACCUGUCGGAUACUCUAAUAUCGGGAUUCACCACCGCAGCUGCUGUUCACAUCCUGAUUUCUCAACUCAAGUUUAUACUAGGACUGACUGUGCCGGGUUUCAGCGGACCACUUGCUAUUAUAUAUACUCUUGAGAGUGUAUUUACCCAGAUCACCUCCACAAAUAUCCAUGAUCUGGUCACUUCAAUUGUGGUGAUGGUGCUGGUGUUGGGAGUGAAGGAGAUCAAUGACAGAUUUAAGUCAAAGUUACCAGUGCCCAUUCCCAUAGAAGUGAUUGUGACCAUCAUAGCUUGUGGCGUCUCAUAUGCGUUCAAAUUCAGCGAAAAUCACGGAGUGGACGUGGUGGGAAAAAUUCCAAACACGUUUGAGUCCCCAAUGGCUCCGGACCUGCAGGUUUUCCAGAUGACAGCAAUGGAGGCUUUCCCAAUAGCUAUUGUGGGAUUUGCCGUGGCUUUUGCAGUCGCUAAAGUCUAUUCUGUAAAGCAUGACUACGUUAUAGAUGGAAAUCAAGAACUCAUUGCGUUUGGGGCAAGCAACAUCUUUGGAGGAUCGUUCAAGUCUCUGGCAGCCAGUACAGCUCUCUCCAGAAGUGCGGUUCAAGAAAGCACUGGAGGAAAAACACAGAUAGCUGGUUUAAUCUCUGCCAUUAUCGUGUUGGUGGUAAUCUUGGGCAUUGGGUUUUUGCUGGAACCUCUACCAAAGUCGUUGUUGGGCGCAGUGGUGGUUGUGAACCUGAAGGGGAUGUUAAUGCAGGUGGUUUCAGUUCCUUACCUGUGGAAGAAAGACCGUCCUGACUGUAUUGUUUGGGUGGGGACCUGUUUGGCAGCUAUAUUCCUGGGGCUGGACAUAGGACUUGCCAUUGGACUUGGACUAGAGCUCCUCACGGUGGUCUUCAGAGCUCAGUUUCCACGCUGCAGUGUCCUGGCUAAUAUCUCGGGGACAGAUAUCUACAGAGAUCGCAAGGACUAUGUCAAUAUCUAUGAGCCAGAGGGAGUAAAGAUUUUCAAAAUCCCAUCUCCCAUUUUCUUCGCAAACAUCGAUUUCUUCAGAGACAAACUGAAGGACGCUGUGGGCUUUAAUCCUCUGAGAAUCCUGAGGAAAAGGAACAAGGCGGUGAAGAAGAUUAAGAAACUGAUCAAGAAAGGGGAGCUGACCUUAACAGCUAACGGACUACAGGCCACAUGUUCAAUGCCUAUUGAAGAGUCAGAGGAUGAAAGCAACAUGGAGGACCUAGACAAGCCCACAGACUAUUCAGAUCUUCCAAUCCAGGUGAACUGGAAUGCAGAACUUCCUGCCAACAUCCAAGUCCCUCCUGUGAACAUCCACAGUUUGGUCCUGGACUUCUCUGCAGUCUCAUUCCUGGAUAUAUCUGCACUCAAGGGACUCCAAGCGGCCUUAAAGGAAUUUAUACGCAUAGAUGUUGACAUUUACAUAGUUGGCUGUGACUCAUAUAUCAUAGAGAAGCUGAAGAGCUGUAAAUUUUUUGAUGAUGAAAUCAAGACGUCUAUCUUCUUUUUGACCAUCCAUGAUGCAAUGCUCUACAUUUAUGAGUCCCAUCCACCAAAGACUGUGAGCGAGAAGGUCUCAGGAAGUUUCCAAUACCAACACAUUAAUGGCAGCAGCAUGUCCAAUGGGUUGACAAGUCAAGAAAUGCCGAACAUGAAAAUGGAAGUCGAAACGGACACCAAACCAGAGACAAGAUUCUAAAGUGAAUCAACUUGAAACCUCUGCUAUGUAGAACUUUAAAAUCAAUGUAUAUAAGAAUUAAUUUGAUUAAGCAUGUAGCAUUUUUGUAUUCUGUGUACUGUGCUGCAUGCAGAAUGAAUUAGCUCUAGACUGUCAAUAUAUCAUGUGACUAAAUUAUUGGAUUUGUGGUGAAAGUUGUAAACACAAUCUUAUCAGUUCACUAUCAGUGCCUUUUGUACAUGUAACUUUUUUUCUUUUUGAAUAGUAUGUAGUUUUAUGUGCACUAUUUUUAUUCUAAAAUAAAAAAAGAAUGUUUUCCAAAA
Megalobrama amblycephala (Wuchang bream) is the source of this 5090-nucleotide messenger RNA. RefSeq lists its product as uncharacterized. The record is from RefSeq and is a predicted model, not a curated record. The coding region runs from base 169 to 4788 and encodes 1539 amino acids. Gene Ontology annotation, cellular component: membrane. Gene Ontology annotation, molecular function: bicarbonate transmembrane transporter activity; chloride transmembrane transporter activity; secondary active sulfate transmembrane transporter activity. Lineage: Eukaryota; Metazoa; Chordata; Actinopteri; Cypriniformes; Xenocyprididae. Gene Ontology annotation, biological process: transmembrane transport. The transcript has 40 exons.